AUGGAGACACCAGCAGCGGCGACGGUCGGCCUGGCGCAGUAUAUCGGCCAUGUCGUGCCCGUGACCUACGACCCGGGCCAGCUGGUGCUGAGCUACAUUGUCAGUUUUGUUGGUGCCGUCUCGACGCUGGAGCUCAUUAACCGUCGGACUUCAAGGAAGGGUUACUAUAACAACCUCCUCCUGUUAGGCGCCUCCAUAACCAUGGGCGGCGUAGCCAUCUGGUGCAUGCACUACAUCGGCAACCAAGCCAUCCGCCUCCUCGGAGGCGAACCGGAGCUGCAAAUCGUCUACUCAGCGCGGAUGACCGCCGCCUCGUUUUUCGUUCCCAUCCUUGUCCUGCUCAUUGCCUUCUUCGUGGUCACAGGCAACAACAACAACAGCACCGAAGUCAGCUGGUGGCGGGUCGGGGUGUCGGGCACGCUGUCAGGGGGUGCCAUCUGCGGCAUGCACUACCUGGGCAACGCGUCCAUCAGCAAUUACCACUGCGAUUACGCUGUGGGCAAUGUGGCUGGGUCGGCUGUUAUUGCAGCUGCGGCGAGUACUGUUGCCCUCGCGCUGUUUUUUGUGUUUAGGAGUGCCUGGACGGGGUCGUGGUGGAAGAGGAUUGGCUGUGCGGUUGUGCUGGCGGGCGCCGUGUCGGGCAUGCAUUGGUGUGCGGCGCUGGGGACGAGGUAUACGUUGCUGGUUGUGAAUGAGGUGGGGGAGUAUGGGCCGAGGAAUACCACUUCUGUGGUGAUUUCCUGUCUGUCGAUCUCUGCUUUCCUGAUUAUUGUUGGGACGACCAUCUACUCGGCUCGCAUUCGCAAGGGCUAUGCCGCAAGGGCACAGAGGAUCACGCUUGCAGCGGCCGUGUUUGACAAGCAAGGGAGGAUCUUGGUGACGCCUGAUGGUCUUUUGCCAAGCGAGGUUGUCACCAGUAGCUUUCUGCAAAAGAUGACACAACACUUAUGCACCCUUCCACACCGUGGACGGAACCCGAGGAUGGGCAUCGACCUGGUCGACCAGCAGGGCCGUGUGAUCGACAACUACGACACCAUAUUCUGCGAACUCUUCUGCCUGGCCGCCGCCUCCCUAGCCGCCAAGCUGAACGAGAACCUGAUCGAUCUCGGCUUUCUCUGGGACGAGAUCCUCGCAACAGGGAGGCACACGACUACCCCCUCCAUGUCACUCGACGAAAACUCAGCCGGGCCAUACCCAUCAAAAACCGCCGCAGAAACCACCAUCCAGAACCUAGAUGACGUCGCAGAGAAGGGCAUCGCCCCCAACCGGACCAAGACCCGCGGUCACGGGUACCUGAUGUUCCUCGUGCGCCGGGUAGACGACAACCAUGCCAUCGAGCAGCUGACCGCCGCGGGCUACCGCUUCGCCGAGCCGCAUCAAGUGUCGCACAUCAUUGCCUCGCAAAUGCAGAUCCGCGCUCCAAGACUAGAGCUGAAAAUGCGUGGCAUGGAGCGCUACGCGCAGGGCGCCAUGCUGAAUCCUGGCGUGCAUGUCGGGCUGUUUGCGGUCCGGACUAAAGUGCAUCAGGCCGGGUUUGAUGUGCUGGUUAGGACACAGGCAAGGAAUCUGUUGCCGAGUGUGGAGCUGCCCGGGCUGGAUAGGCUGGAGCCGGGGCAUGUUGCGAUGUUGAGGGAAAUGGAUGGGAUGACGUUGAGUGCGGUGCUGCACCGGUUGGGAUCGUCAUAUGCAGGCAAGGUAGGGCUGGGGAAUUCGGCUCAGGCUUCAAAUUUCGGCGCGCUGCUGUACGACGCAAUCCGAUCCCUGCGAAGCAUGGUCGACGACCCAGUCGUGGACAAGGCGAAGCUGGUGGCCAAAGUCGCGCAGGUCCCUUGCGCGUCCACGGCGAAGAGUGGCGGGCGCCCGGCGACGUGUGCUUUUGUUGCGUUUACCAUCAUGAUACCCAUCCACGUCGCCAUCAUCUCUCCUGACCACGAGUUCAUUCCACUCCCGUUCUUCAAAACGCAGCAGCUGGCUUACGAGAACUCGCCGCACAAUGCGGUAUUCGCGCGGUCACUGCAUCGCAAGAUCUCGGCGCUCAGUCACGGCGAGGCAAAGCCCGUGACGAGGAACACACUGCUGCCAUCGACCGGGUUUCGUGGAUAUCUCGAGGUGAUGAGGUCCAAGAUCUUCUCAUCAUCAUCCAACCGGCCAGUCAUCCGCAGGGCCGCGAGUCAGGGUCGUCUCUGGCGCCAAAACUCAGGACGGGACUCGCCGAGCAGCCGACAUAUUACUUUGAAACCCGGCAACGAAAGCGACAUAUCCCUCGCACCAUACGGCGGGAACAGUGGAGAUCCUGAGCUGGGUUCUGAUGCCGUUGUCCCUGAGCCAGACACACUGAGUAAGAGUUCAGGGGUUGGCUCGGAGUACGGCGGCAAGUCAAGUUCACGAGGCCCCGGGCCCGGGCUGCACCCAUCGAAAUCGUCCAUGGGCGGCAUCAUGAUCUCGCAGGAGGUCACUGUCGAUGUGGAAGAGGACCUGGCAUCUGACGGAAAUACCGGUGUGGCACAACAACAGAAGAGUCAGCGGGCGCUGCGGGAUCUUGUGGGUGGAAAGGUUCAGAACCUGCCUAGCCUCGACCCGAAUACGGUCCCCGUCGUGCUAGGCCCGGGAAUGGGCACGUCGAGGGUAGAGGUGAAAAAGGAGGGUGAUGCGGUGCUGACCUUUGUGGAUGAGCUUUUUGCGACUUGUUUGGAGAGCGGGCAGGCCGGGCGUUUGUGA
Molecule: messenger RNA, 2718 nt
Organism: Canariomyces notabilis
Lineage: Eukaryota; Fungi; Ascomycota; Sordariomycetes; Sordariales; Chaetomiaceae
Exons: 5
Coding region: 1-2718 (905 amino acids)
Source: RefSeq, a predicted model, not a curated record